Messenger RNA from Diabrotica balteata, 5389 nucleotides. The record is from the annotation of a GenBank genome assembly. NCBI's taxonomy places the organism in Eukaryota, Metazoa, Arthropoda, Insecta, Coleoptera, Chrysomelidae.
ACAGUAAAAUAUUUCUAUUUCUAAUUAUUCAUUAUAUCUAAAAACAUGUUUUUUUAAAUUUCUUUUUAUUCUACAUCUGUUUUAGUCGUGUUGUUUUUUAAUGAAUACUAAAGUAGUGUCUUUUGUUUCAGCCCCGCCCUCCUCGGUGGAAAUAUUGGAUCACACGCACAAUUCUAAAAUAGAAAUAAAGGAAAACCAAGAAUUCACUCUGGAAUGUCGAGUUAAAAAUGCGAAACCCGCAGCAAAGAUCGUCUGGUACAGGGGCAACGUUGAAAUUAAUAUACCAAACCGAGAAGACCACACUUCAGAAGUACCUGGUAAAUCGAAAGACAAGCGGGUAACGAGAUACGAUACUCAUUCAAGAAUAUCCCUGAAACCAACAGCCGAAGACGACUUUGCGGAAUACACUUGUGAAGCUAGACAUGAAGCAUUGUCUCAGGAUAUCCCCAUGAGAGCUACCGUCCAACUUAGCGUACUCUAUCCACCAGCUAUACCAUACAUAGAAGGAUAUGUCGAAGGAGAAACCAUUCGCAGAGGUCAAACCGUUGAACUGGUUUGUAGAUGUCGAGGUGGAAAUCCUGCCGCUCAAUUAAUCUGGUACAAAAACGGGGAACAAAUCAGAAUGGCCUACAGAACUGCGGGAAGACUGUCGGAAAAUGUUUACACGUUUACUGCUGAUGCUAGUGACAACAAAGCAAAGUACAAAUGUGAAGCCAGUAACAUUAUGUCCAAAGCUCCUUUGAAGGCUGAAGUUGAAAUGACAGUUUUAUUUUCACCUGCACACGUGACAAUUUCCGGGCCAACAGAGGCGAGAGUUGGAGAUCCAGUACCUCUGACAUGCACCACUGCAAAUUCCAACCCUCCAGCAGAGAUUAAAUGGUUGGUAGCGGGACGACAAGUCCGAAACGUAACCUCUAGGCCCGUUAUUUCGCCCGAAGGGGGCUGGAUAACAACGUCGAACAUCACCGCCGUGGUGGAGCCCAACAGGCGAAGUUUGGUGGUUAUAUGCCAUGGGGUGAAUAUGCAACUAACGGAGAAUGUAGUAUCUACGCACACUAUUAACGUUUUAUAUCCUCCGAGCAUGCCCUUCAUCCACGGAUUCACGCAAGGUUCGCAUAUUCCCGCAGGAACAAUUCAGAAAAUAUCCUGUACUUCUGCGGGAGGCAAUCCUUUAGCAACUAUUACAUGGUAUAAAAACGACAAGAAGAUUCAUUCCACUGUGAGGACCACGGAUAAGUCGGUCACGGCAGAAAUCACUAUUUUGACUAACGUGACAGAUAAUGGGGCUGAGUAUAAAUUCCCUCCUGACCAUAUAAAGAUCCGUCAAGAACCCGAAGAUCUAAAACCCAAUGAAGAAGCUACACUUUUUUGCGACUCCAGCUCAAGCAACCCGCCCGCCAAGUUAUCCUGGUGGAAAGAAGGAAUUCCUGUUCUAGGGUACACCAAUACGACAAAACAAGGUCUCCACGGCGGUACAGUAUCUACCAUAGAAAUGAAAAUAAACGUUACGGAGCAGAUGAAUGGGAUAGUUUAUACUUGUCAGGCGAAUAAUGAAGCAUUGCAGAGAUCUGUACAUGAUGCUAUUACUCUUCAAGUUUUAUAUAAACCAGUGUUCGACUCCAACAACGAAGAAUCCGUAACUGGAAUAGAGAACGAACCCCUUAUCAUCUCGUUAAAAGCAGAAGGCAACCCCGCAAAUAUAGCAUACACCUGGACCAAAGAUGGUCUGCCUAUAACGCAACAAAGCUCUUCGAACGGAAUCGAACGAAUAGUGUCCGAUGGUUCAGUUUUAAAUAUUACCAAAUUAAGCAGGAACGAUGCUGGUACCUACACCUGUGAAGCUUUAAAUUCUCAAGGGAGUAACGUGGCAAUGGUUAACAUUACUGUGCAAUAUCCGGCUUCAAUCGUUCAAACCAGCGGCAACGUAAUCGCCAACCCCAAGGAAGACGCUACUCUUUCGUGUUCCGCCGAUGGCAACCCUCUGGCUGACGACACAAUCACUUGGAAACGGGACGAUUUUCCCGACUUUGCAGCCAGAACCUCCGUCAUGUACGACAAAAAUGGGACUUCGUACCUUAGAAUAUCGAGUGUGACGAGGGAAGAUCUUGGAAAUUUCUUGUGUAUCGUUAAUAAUGGAGUUGGAAACUCGUCGUCUAAAGAAGUUAUGUUGAUUGUUAAACAUAAGCCGGAAAUCGACACCCGACCCCAGUUCAUGAAAUUCGCCAGUGAUGCUGGAGACACUGGUAAACUGAUCUGCAGAAGUCAGGCUUCUCCUCUUGCUAGAUACACAUGGGCUCGAAAUGGAUCUCCCAUUAAUUCGAAUACGACUGGAAAAUAUUACAGCACAUACAAACAGAUUGACCAACUCAUAACCGAAUCAACUCUCUUCAUUACCCAUGUCACUUCUGCUGACUACGGCAACUAUGAAUGCGUAGCCAGGAACGAAUUAAGCUUCGCUACCAAAUCCCUCAGACUAGAAGUAACAUCACCACCAGACACUCCAACACUUUUAACAGUUCUAAACGUCACUCACGACAGCGUAACUCUAGGAUGGACACCCGGAUUCGAUGGAGGUAUGAAGGCUUCGUUCAGAAUUAGAUACAGGAAAGUGGACGACGAAGGGUAUAAGUAUGAAGAUGUGGUAGGAGGCAAUGUGACCAGUUAUGUUGUCAAGGAGUUGGAUAUCAACACGCAGUACGUUUUUUCAAUAAUGGCGUCGAAUAAGCUGGGGAAUAGCAAGUACAUGCCGGAUUUACUGUCAGCCAAGACUUCAGUUUUUGUCGAAGACGGUGUGCAGAAAGUUAUACCGGAAGAUCUACUUCUAGAGAAGCAAGACUUGCCUAGGAUUGUUAUCAUUAGUGUGUCGGUGAUAGGCAUUAUUCUUUUGUUUAUUAAUAUUGCCUUAGUUGCGGGAUGCAUGCUUAAGAGGAGAGCUAAAAGAAUUAGAGAACAAAACAAUCAAACCAGUAAAUCCGCAACAAUAGAGAUGUACGCCCCAAGCAGCUACAAUGACACCGUCACAGGAGAAACUCUUUCGUCUGUUAGUGAAAAGAGCGAAACAUACAGUAAUGAAGAAGGCAACAAUGAGUAUUUGGACGAAACACGAAAACCCACCAGCAACUCAUAUUUAAUCGAACACCAACCGGAUUAUCCAGGUGCGUACCCGACUUACGAAAUGCAAAUGCCUGCCCAGACUGGGAUUAACAUGGCCCACAAGACUCACACCUUGCCCCAUCCUCACCAUCACCAUCAUCAUCACCUUGCGCAUGAUCAAAGACCAAGAGCGAGGGAUGAUCAGAGUCUGGGCUAUCACGGUGGCAUGUCAGGUAAAUCAUCAUAUGUCAGCGCACCGUCGCCCGCGCCGCCAGCUGACGGAUCCUACUACAACAUGUCCGACAGAUACUUGUCGUACCCUCCACCGUUGGACUUUCAGAGUCCACCACCAAUCCCAGCCCACCCGCAUAUGACGCACACGCACGCACCAAUCACCCCGCCCUUGCCCUCCAAUGGAUCCUUGCUUCGUCACGCCAGAGGGGUACCACCACCAGAUGUCCUGCACAACACAAGCCAGAAUAACCAAAUCCUGCAGGCUCAAAGCUUGUCCCAAAAACGCGAGCUAACUAGUUUCGGUAACGGUUACGGCGUGAACGAACAGGAGGGACAUCUUGUCUGAGAUCAGGAGGAAAUUUUGUAUGUUUUGUAAAGUUCGUUUUUAUUGCGCGUGUUUUUGUCCAAUACUUUUUAAAAUGAGCAAAGACUGGUGUGUAUAUAAUAAUAAAAAAACUGAUAAAUACUCAAUUCAUGUGAUUUUGAAAAUUAAUAUCAUUGCAAUAGUGUGUAAAGACGAUUAUGAAGGUAGAAAAUAUUUCAGUAUGCGCUUUUUCUCAAUCGCGGUUUGAGAGACAUGCAAAGUGUUACAGGUUUUAAAUCAAAAGUGAUAACUUGAUGGUUUGUUUGAGUAAAAAAUGUUAACUUGUGUUUUACUAGAAUUUUUGUUUCUUUAUUUUUAGUCAUUAAUAGGUUUGAUCUGAACACAGGCAUAUCCAAGAUUUUUUAUGUCUAUGUUGAAAUAUUUUUCCAAUGUUUAUCUGUAAUGUUUUAAUGCGCAUGUGGCGUCACCAUUCAUAUGUCAACUGCUGACUGUCAUAUGUUACGUGUCAUCCGGUAAAGAUGAAUAUCGUAUUAAAUGAAAGAUAGUGGAUAUAGUUUUUUGUUUGUAGGUAUUGAAAUAUUUUCUAAAUGCAUUUAGUGUUUUUUAUUAUGCUGACUAAAUGUUUUUGUGGCUACUUUUUCCUCAAAGGAAAAUAGACUGAUAGUUAAAUCUUGGUUUUUUGAAGUUUACUAAUAAACAAUCAAAAGCUGAUAACAAUACCUAACAAUAAUAUCAAAAUUAAAAAUCAAGAUGGAGUCCUUUGAGAGAAACUGCCUCAUUUUCGGCCAUUGUACCGAAAUAUUUUUGCUAACUGAUAAUCAGUUCUAGAUAGUUCUAACUAAUGUGAUCUAAAUAUGUAAAUUUAUUUAACUUUUGUUAACGAGAUAACAUUUUAAAACUGUUUUGUGAAUAGAAUGCAACCAAAAUUGUACGUGUGUUCAUAACUUCUCAAGGUGUUUUCAAUCUUCAAACUGAAUGAAGCAACAUCAUACAUUUUUUCAAAUGUGCAGUUUCCUUCGUUUGUCAAUUGUAUCUUUUUUGUUAAAGUUAUUGAUCAACAUGAUUCCCAUCUAAGCUAGUAUUUAACUGGACAAUUGAGUAAUGGAAAAUUAGUUAAAAAAAUUUCAAUUAUCCGUCGUUUCCCUCUGAUUAUUGGCUGGAUGUAAUUGUUUUAUGCAUUUUUAGUCAAAUUGACAUCGUUUUCAGCAAUUUUCAAGAUAGAAGAUGUUUUCGGUGUCUAAAUAAUCCUCAGGAUUAACUCAACAUAGCGUUGUCGCAUUUUCAGAUUCUGCAAGCUCUGUGUUAAUUCUUUCAAUUUGAUAUUAACCGAGUUAUGUCUUUCAAAAAGUCCUUUAGGUAGACAUCAAAGUGGAGUAAGUCCAUUUUGUCAUUACUAAUAAUAUUGGGAGUUCCUAGAGGUCAUGAACUCUGGUGCAAUAUUGGUUUUUCCUUAUAAUAAUACAUUCUUUUUAAAGUUGUGUACAUAGUUAAGUUUUAUUUAAUCAAAAAAAUAAUUUACUAGUCCAAAUGAUCAACCAAAGUGUUAUUAUUUCUUGUAUAAAUUAAUUUCUUAGGCAAAGAAAUUGCGACGAGAGGUCUUGCGUACUUUUUAUUUUUAAUACUUUGUAUGUUACUAGGAAAUUCUCAUGUUUCAUUUUUUUUAACUUUGUUAUUUUGUACAUUUCUUCAGUGUCUUUUAUUUUAUUUUAAUUUUUAGGAAUAAAUAGUUAUGUUUCA